AUGGCCAACUACACUUUCUCCAACCAAUCCUCCAUCCCGUCCCCUCUGGACAAACAACUCCCAGCGUUCUUUCGCUCGUGGGACGACCCGCACUCAGACAACAGCUACCUCAGCCUGUUCGCCCCCGAAGGCCAGCUGUUGUUCGGGUCGGCCGUGACGGGCCACGAAGCCAUCCGUGCCUUUCGCGACGCCAUGAUCCACCCGACGAACGGGCCCGUCGUCGACCUCGAGCACACCCUGGACAAGUGCUUCGUGCUGGCCGGGGGCGCCGGGCCGGGGAAGCAGGAGGUGAUUGUGAACGGGUCACUGUGGUACAAGCUGCGCAACGGCCGCAAAAUCGCCGUCGACUUUGCCAGCAUGAUCAAGUUCGCGGAUCCAGGCGACGGGGCCGAUCUUCAGGCUGAGCUUUACGAGGUGUACCUGGAUGCGCAUGAGUUGAAGACUGCGAUCGCUGAGAUGGGGGAAGAAGGGAAAUGA
Molecule: messenger RNA, 477 nt
Organism: Fonsecaea nubica
Lineage: Eukaryota; Fungi; Ascomycota; Eurotiomycetes; Chaetothyriales; Herpotrichiellaceae
Exons: 1
Coding region: 1-477 (158 amino acids)
Source: RefSeq, a predicted model, not a curated record